CCGGGGCCGCUUGCUUCCUGUUUGUCCGACGAGGAGACAUGGCGGCUGCGCCCGCGGCGGCUGGGGCUGGGGCCGGCCGGGGGAGACGGUCGGCAGCAACAGUGGCGGCAUGGGGCGGAUGGGGCGGCCGGCCGCGGCCGGGUAACAUUUUGCUGCAGCUGCGGCAGGGCCAGCUGACCGGUCGGGGCCUGGUCCGGGCGGUGCAGUUCACUGAGACUUUUUUGACAGAGAGGGACAAGCAGUCCAAAUGGAGUGGAAUUCCUCAAUUGCUUCUUAAACUGUAUGCCACCAGCCACCUCCACAGUGACUUCAUUGAGUGCCAAAACAUCCUCAAGGAAAUUUCUCCUCUUCUUUCCAUGGAGGCUAUGGCAUUUGUUACUGAAGAUAGGAAACUGACUCAAGAAACCACUUAUCCAAAUACUUACAUUUUUGACUUGUUUGGAGGUGUUGAUCUUCUUGUAGAAAUUCUUAUGAGGCCUACAAUCUCUAUCCGGGGACAGAAACUAAAAAUAAGUGAUGAAAUGUCCAAGGACUGCCUGAGCAUCCUGUAUAAUACCUGUGUCUGUACGGAAGGAGUUACAAAGCGUUUGGCAGAAAAGAAUGAUUUUGUGAUCUUCCUGUUUACACUGAUGACAAGUAAGAAGACAUUUUUACAAACAGCAACCCUCAUUGAAGAUAUUUUGGGUGUUAAAAAGGAAAUGAUCCGACUAGAUGAAGUUCCCAACCUGAGUUCAUUAGUAUCCAAUUUUGAUCAGCAACAGCUUGCUAAUUUCUGCCGGAUUCUGGCUGUCACCAUUUCAGAGAUGGAUACAGGGAAUGAUGACAAGCACACACUUCUUGCCAAAAAUGCUCAGCACAAGAAGAGUUUGAGCUUGGGGCCUUCUGCAGCUGAAAUCAACCAAGCGGCCCUUCUCAGCAUCCCUGGCUUUGUCGAGCGGCUCUGCAAACUAGCAACUAGAAAGGUGUCAGAAUCAACAGGUACAGCCAGCUUCCUUCAGGAGUUGGAGGAGUGGUACACAUGGCUAGACAAUGCUUUGGUGCUGGAUGCCCUGAUGCGAGUGGCCAAUGAGGAGUCUGAGCACAAUCAAGCCUCCACUGUGUUCCCUCCUCCAGGCGCUUCUGAGGAGAAUGGGCUACCUCAUACUUCAGCCAGGACCCAGCUGCCCCAGUCGAUGAAGAUUAUGCAUGAGAUCAUGUACAAACUGGAAGUGCUCUAUGUCCUCUGCGUGCUGCUGAUGGGGCGUCAGCGAAACCAGGUUCACAGAAUGAUUGCAGAAUUCAAGCUGAUCCCUGGACUCAAUAAUUUGUUUGACAAACUGAUUUGGAGGAAACAUUCAGCAUCUGCCCUUGUCCUCCAUGGUCACAACCAGAACUGUGACUGUAGCCCGGACAUAACCUUGAAGAUCCAGUUUUUGAGGCUUCUCCAGAGUUUCAGUGACCACCAUGAGAAUAAAUACCUGCUACUCAACAACCAGGAGCUGAAUGAACUCAGUGCUAUCUCUCUCAAGGCCAACAUCCCCGAAGUGGAAGCCGUCCUCAACACCGACAGGAGUCUGGUGUGUGAUGGGAAGAGGGGCUUGUUAACUCGUCUGCUGCAGGUCAUGAAGAAGGAGCCAGCCGAGUCUUCUUUCAGGUUUUGGCAAGCACGAGCUGUGGAGAGUUUCCUCCGAGGGACCACCUCCUAUGCAGACCAGAUGUUCCUGCUGAAGCGAGGCCUUCUGGAGCACAUCCUGUACUGCAUUGUGGACAGUGAGUGUAAAUCAAGGGAUGUGCUCCAGAGCUACUUUGACCUCCUGGGGGAGCUGAUGAAGUUCAAUGUAGAUGCAUUCAAGAGAUUCAAUAAAUACAUCAACACGGAUGCAAAGUUCCAGGUGUUCCUGAAGCAGAUCAACAGUUCCCUGGUAGACUCCAACAUGUUAGUACGCUGUGUCACUCUGUCACUGGACCGAUUUGAAAACCAGGUGGACAUGAAAGUGGCUGAGGUCCUGUCCGAGUGCCGCCUGCUCGCCUAUAUAUCCCAGGUGCCCACCCAGAUGUCCUUUCUCUUCCGCCUCAUCAACAUCAUUCACGUGCAGACGCUGACCCAGGAGAACGUCAGCUGCCUCAACACCAGCCUGGUGAUCCUGAUGCUGGCCCGGCGGAAAGAGCGGCUGCCCUUAUACCUACGGUUGUUGCAACGCAUGGAGCACAGCAAGAAGUAUCCCGGCUUCCUGCUCAACAACUUCCACAACCUGUUGCGCUUUUGGCAGCAGCAUUACCUGCACAAGGACAAGGAUAGCACCUGCCUGGAAAAUAGUUCCUGCAUCAGCUUCUCAUACUGGAAGGAGACAGUGUCUAUCCUGUUGAACCCAGACCGCCAGUCACCUUCUGCCCUUGUCAGCUACAUUGAAGAGCCCUACAUGGACAUAGACAGGGACUUCACUGAGGAGUGACCUUUGGCCAGGCCUCGGGAGGCUGCUGGGCCAGGGUCAGUAUGGGUGAGGGUGGCUAUGUGUGCCACACACCCUGCCUAUUCCUUGACCCUCCCCUGCCUCCCUGCCACUCUCUGCCUGCCCCAGGUCUUUAGGCACAGGCUCAGUAGGAGGAAGCAUCCUAGAAGCCCUGGGCCUCUGGGUCUGAGGGCCUCAGUCAUUGGGGAGUCUCAGUUCCCUGACAGUUCACAGAUGAGGACAGGGGCGCCAUGCCCACCCUUCCCUCAUAACCCUGGGACUCUUGGCCUGCCCAGAGGAAGGAAACUUACAAAAAGAGCUCUGAGCUCCUGCCGGGUCUCUUGGCUGCCAGUCCUGGGUUAGGAAGGAGACGGGGUUCCCCCAUGUAUGAGCCAAGCCUCCCCUGUCCUCAGGCAGAGGCUCCUGGACAGGGUUGGGGGUACCAGAGAAUGCUGCCUUCCCUCAGGCCUACCCAUCUGUCCUUCCCUCGUCUUCCUUCAACUCCUCUGGUUCUGUUUGCUCAUUGGCCGCUGUGUCCAUCCCAGGGGGUUCCUCCAGAAGUUGGGGGGCCUUUUCUCUCUAUCCCUUGGGGCACAGGGUGGCUGUGCCUUCCCUGCCCUGCCCCAGAGCAGCAUCUCCUGCCUGAGCCCAGACACAGGAGCUUGGCUGGGAACUCACCCUUGGCCCCUCCUGUGUUGCCAAUUUAUUAACAGCAAAUAAACCAAGUAAAUGGAGACUAUUAAAGAACUUUAUUUUAAA
Urocitellus parryii (Arctic ground squirrel) is the source of this 3188-nucleotide messenger RNA. It is a transcript of the gene Trpc4ap, whose product is annotated as transient receptor potential cation channel subfamily C member 4 associated protein. Gene Ontology annotation, cellular component: Cul4A-RING E3 ubiquitin ligase complex. Gene Ontology annotation, molecular function: phosphatase binding. Lineage: Eukaryota; Metazoa; Chordata; Mammalia; Rodentia; Sciuridae. Gene Ontology annotation, biological process: ubiquitin-dependent protein catabolic process. The record is from RefSeq and is a predicted model, not a curated record.